AUGACAUUUCACACAGGGGAAAGGCCUUUCAAAUGCACCACUUGUGGGAGAGAUUUUACCUGGAAGUAUAACAUGGAAAGGCAUACAAGGACUCAUGCAGGGGGAAAGCCAUUCAGAUGCAGCAUAUGCCGGAAAAUGUUUACCCAGAAAUCAAAUUUUCAAACGCACGUAAGGACUCAUACAGGGGAGAAGCCAUUCAGAUGCACCACGUGCGGUACAAUGUUUAACCGGAAGUCACAUUUACAAAUGCACAUAAGGACUCAUAUAGGGGAGAAGCCAUUCAGAUGCACCACAUGCGGGAAAAUGUUUAACUGGAAGUCACAUUUGCUAACGCACGUAAGGACUCAUACAGGGGAGAAGCCAUUCAGAUGCCCCACGUGCGGGAAAAUGUUUAACCGGAAGUCACAUUUGCAAAGGCACGUUAGGACUCAUACAGGGGAGAAGCCAUUCAGAUGCCCCACGUGCGGGAAAAUGUUUAACCGGAAGUCACAUUUGCAAAGGCACGUUAGGACUCAUACAGGGGAGAAGCCAUUCAGAUGCACUACGUGCGGGAAAAUGUUUAACCGGACGUCACAUUUGCAAACGCACGUAAGGACUCAUACAGGGGAGAGGCCAUUCAGAUGCACCACGUGCGGGAAAAUGUUUAACCGGAAGUCACAUUUGCAAAUGCACAUAAGAAUUCAUACAGGGGAGAAACCAUUCAAAUGCACCACAUGCGGGAAAAUGUUUACCCGGAAGUCAAGUUUACAAGUGCAUGUACGGACUCAUACAGGGGAGAAGCCAUUCAGAUGCACCACAUGCGGGACAAUGUUUACCCACAAGUCAAAUUUAAAAAUGCAUGUAAGGACUCAUACAGGGGAGAAGCCAUUCAGAUGUACAACGUGCGGGAAAAUUUUUCUCCACAAGUCAAAUUUACAAAAGCAUGUAAGGACUCAUACAGGGGAGAAACCAUUCAAAUGCACCACCUGUGGGAAAAUGUUUACCCUCAAGUCAAAUUUACAAACGCACGUAAGGACUCAUACAGGGGAGAAGCCAUUCAGAUGCACCACGUGCUGGAAAAUGUUUGCCCAGAAGUCAAGUUUACAAAUGCACAUAAGGACUCAUACAGGGGAGCAGCCAUUCAGAUGCACCACGUGUGGUAAAAUGUUUACCCACAAGUCAAAUUUACAAAGGCACGUAAGGACUCAUACUGGGAUGCCCUUCAGGUUCUGUGACUGUGGAAAUGGGUUCAGCUCAAAAUGGCAUAUCAAACAACAUGUCAUGAUCCACAAAGGUGAGAGGCCUCACAGGACAAACCUGCUGAGAUCGUUCGUCGUCGAGCGACUAACAGCAGCAGCUGAGGAGAUAUUAGGAGCUUUCGAGAGGACGAUAGAGGAGUAUGAGGACGAGAGAGAUCGACAGAGGAGACUGCUGGACAUGGUGUUGAAGCCCAGGAUCACGUUACACAGAAUAGACUUUGUACAGUUAUCUGAUCAGCAGCAUUGUGAGCAGGAGAGGAGCCCCAGUCUGGCCAAGGAGGAACAACAGGAACUCUGGAUCAGUCCACAGGAAGAACAACUUCCAUUGCAGGAGGGAGCUGAUACCUCUGAGUCCAUAUUAACUCCUCUUUGUGAUGGAAAUGAUGAUGACUUUGUACAGUUAUCUAAUCAGCAGCAAGGUGAGCAGGAGAAGAGCCCCAGUCUGGCUAAGGAGGAACAACAGGAACUCUGGAUCAGUCCACAAGAAGACCAACUUCCAUUGCAGGAGGUAGCUGAUACAUCCGAGUCCAGAUUUACGCCUCUUUGUGAUGGAAAUGAUAAUGACUUUGUACAGUUAUCUAAUCAGCAGCAUCAUGAGCAGGAGAAGAGCCCCAGACUGGCCAAGGAGGAACAACAGGAACUCUGGAUCAGUCCACAAGAAGACCAACUUCCAUUGCAGGAUGUAGCUGAUACCCCUGAGUCCAUAUUUACUCCUCUUUGUGAUGGAAAUGAUCAUGGCAAAGAUCAGCCUCUGCCCUCGCAACUCUACCAAACCCAGACAGAAGUAGACACAGAGCCCCCAGCUGUCAACUCAUUUGAACUGAUACAACUGGAUGCCAAAGAAGACAACUUUUUAAUAUCAGAACCCACAAGUGACCAGCAUACCCUCUCUAACUGCUGUCAUGUAACUAAGAGUGAAGCUGACCAUACUUGCAGUCACCAAAAUUGUGAGGAAACAGGUUCAACUAGGAAAGCCAGGCUGAAACCUCACAAAAAGUCCUACAACAAGUGCAAGAUUUGUGGGAAAGUGUUUUAUAAUUUGAAAAUUUUCAAAAUUCACAUGACAUUUCACACAGGGGGAAAGCCUUUCAAAUGCACCACUUGUGGGAGAGAGUUUUCCUGGAAGUAUAACAUGGAGAGGCAUACAAAGACUCAUGCAGGGGAGAAGCCAUUUGACUGCACCACGUGCGGGAAAAUGUUUACCCAGAAGUCAGAUUUACUAAGGCAUGUAAGGACUCAUACAGGGGAGAAGCCAUUCAGAUGCACCACAUGCGGGAAAUUGUUUACCCAGAAAUCAGAUUUACUAAGGCACGUAAGGACUCAUACAGGGGAGAAGCCAUUCAGAUGCACCACGUGCGGGAAAAUGUUUACCCAGAAGUCAGAUUUACUAACACACGUAAGGACCCAUACAGGGGAGAAGCCAUUCAGAUGCACCGUGUGCGAGAAAAUGUUUACCCAGAAGUCAAAUUUUCAAAGGCACUUCAGGACUCAUACAGGGGAGAAGCCAUUCAGAUGCACCACGUGCUGGAAAAUGUUUACCCAUAAGUCAAAUUUUCAAACGCACUUAAGGACUCAUACAGGGGAGAAGCCAUUCAGAUGCACCAAGUGUGGGAAAAUGUUUACCCACAAGUCAAAUUUACAAAGGCACAUAAGGACUCAUACAGUGGAGCCAUUCAGGUGCUGCGAUUGUAGAAAUGGGUUCAGCUCAAAAUGGCAUCUCAAACGACAUGUCAUGAUCCACACAGGUUGCAUCCCCAGAGCCGAGAAAGUGCCCUCUACAGUAACUGCAGAAAUGGCCUUGGUGGGAUGUGAGCUGGAAGACAUGAGAUAAGGAGGAGAAGAACAGACGACUGACCUAGAAGAGAGACUACUGUGCUGAUCGGUGCACAUUCAAGUAUCUCGGCUUGUGUGUCUGUUCAUGAACAUAUUAAAGUGUG
Molecule: messenger RNA, 3175 nt
Organism: Lampris incognitus (smalleye Pacific opah)
Lineage: Eukaryota; Metazoa; Chordata; Actinopteri; Lampriformes; Lampridae
Product: zinc finger protein 182-like
Biological process (GO): central nervous system development; regulation of transcription by RNA polymerase II
Cellular component (GO): nucleus
Molecular function (GO): DNA-binding transcription factor activity, RNA polymerase II-specific; RNA polymerase II cis-regulatory region sequence-specific DNA binding
Source: RefSeq, a predicted model, not a curated record